This is a messenger RNA of Xenia sp. Carnegie-2017, 2299 nucleotides long. RefSeq names its product succinate dehydrogenase [ubiquinone] flavoprotein subunit, mitochondrial-like. The record is from RefSeq and is a predicted model, not a curated record. Lineage: Eukaryota; Metazoa; Cnidaria; Anthozoa; Malacalcyonacea; Xeniidae. Gene Ontology annotation, molecular function: electron transfer activity; flavin adenine dinucleotide binding; succinate dehydrogenase (quinone) activity. Gene Ontology annotation, biological process: mitochondrial electron transport, succinate to ubiquinone; tricarboxylic acid cycle.
GCUCUUUAUCGAGAAGAUGUGCUAAAAAAUUAGAAGAAGUACUUUUAAGAAACCAAUUUUCACAGCUUUUUAAAGCAUUUCUUUGAUUUUACGAAGAAACUUAAAGAUGUCUUUGUUAAGAGCAACUAGUGGUCUUUCUAAAUUGACGUCAGCGACAAAAAUGGUUUGAAAAAGAUUCUUCCAUGUCUCUCCAAAGGAAUUCAUAAUACUUCAACUUUGGGUUUCUCUAAUUCAGAAUUUUCAAAAGAGUAUCCUGUAAUUGAUCACUCUUAUGAUUGUGUUGUGGUUGGGGCUGGUGGUGCUGGUCUUCGAGCAGCCUUUGGUUUAGCCAAUAGUGGUUUCAAGACUGCUUGUAUCACCAAACUAUUUCCAACAAGAUCACAUACUGUUGCUGCACAGGGUGGUGUGAAUGCUGCAUUAGGAAAUAUGGAACCAGAUGACUGGAAAUGGCACAUGUAUGACACGGUGAAAGGCAGUGAUUGGUUAGGAGAUCAAGAUGCAAUACAUUAUAUGACACGAGAAGCACCAGAGGCAGUAAUUGAGCUUGAAAACUAUGGUAUGCCAUUCAGUCGUACUGAGGAUGGCAAAAUCUACCAACGAGCAUUUGGUGGUCAGAGUUAUAAUUAUGGUAAAGGUGGUCAAGCUCAUCGAUGUUGCUGUGUUGCAGACAGAACUGGACAUUCAUUAUUACAUACAUUGUAUGGUCAGUCUCUUCGAUAUGAUACUGACUAUUUUGUGGAGUAUUUUGCAUUGGAUCUACUUAUGGAUGAUGGACAAUGUGCUGGUGUGAUAGCACUAUGUUUAGAAGAUGGAUCCUUACAUCGCUUUAAUUCAAAGAAUACUGUUAUUGCUACUGGUGGUUAUGGUCGUGCUUACUUUUCAUGUACAUCAGCUCAUACAUGUACUGGUGAUGGUACAGCCAUGGUAACUAGAGCUGGUUUACCCAAUCAAGACAUGGAAUUCGUACAAUUUCAUCCUACUGGCAUUUAUGGUGCAGGAUGUUUGAUAACAGAGGGUUCUAGAGGUGAAGGUGGUUAUCUUGUGAACAGUGAGGGAGAGAGAUUUAUGGAGCGUUAUGCACCAACAGCAAAAGAUCUUGCAUCGCGUGAUGUUGUUUCACGUUCAAUGACUUUGGAAAUCAGAGAAGGAAGAGGUGUUGGUUCUGAAAAAGAUCACGUAUUUUUACAACUUUCUCAUCUUCCUUCGGAGCUUCUUGCUGAGCGUUUACCUGGAAUUUCUGAAACAGCAAUGAUCUUUGCUGGUGUAGACGUUACACGUGAACCAAUACCAGUUUUACCUACUGUUCAUUACAAUAUGGGUGGUAUUCCUACCAACUAUAAAGGACAGGUACUUAAUGUUGUAAAUGGUGAAGAUGUCGUCGUCGAAGGACUAUGGGCGGCAGGUGAAGCUGCGUGCGCAUCUGUACACGGUGCCAACAGACUUGGGGCAAAUUCUUUAUUGGAUUUGGGUUUUGGUCGAGCAUGUGCUAACUUUAUAUGUGAAGAAAACAAACCUGGGGACAAACUUCCUCUAUUGAGUAAGGAUGCUGGUGAAGAGAGUGUUGCGGCCUUGGAUGAAUUACGUCAUGCUGAUGGUUCUAUUCCCGUCGCUGAAUUGAGAUUAGAGAUGCAGAAAGUAAUGCAGAAUAAUGCAGCUGUAUUCAGGACCGGCUCCGUACUAAAGGAAGGAUGCGAGAAACUGGACGCUAUAUAUAGCAAAAUGAAUGAUUUGAAAUUAUACGAUCGUGGAAUGGUGUGGAAUACUGAUCUCAUAGAAGCCCUGGAGUUAAAGAAUUUGUUAUUGAAUGCUGCUCAGACUGUUUAUUCUGCUGAAGCAAGGAAGGAGAGUCGCGGUGCGCAUGCCCGCGAAGACUUUCAGGAUCGUAUUGAUGAAUAUGAUUACAAGUUACCACUUCAAGGACAAUCUCCUAAACCUCUUGAUGAACAUUGGCGCAAACAUUCUUUAUCUUUUCAAGAUCACAAGACUGGAAAAGUCACAUUGUCAUAUCGCGCCGUCAUUGAUGAUACUUUAAGUGACGCUGAAUGUCCUACAGUACCACCUGCGGUUCGUGUUUACUAAGAAAUUGGAUAAUUAGAAGAAUACGAUGCUGGUUUGGCUAAGUUACGAUUUGAUGAAAAUAAAUGUCGAUGUUGUAUCUCUAGAACUUGCAUAAUGAUUUAGCUUAACGCACUUAAAGUUUUGUCAUAUGAUAUUUAUAAUGUUGUAUAUUUUACUCUACGAAUAGAGAUAAUGGGUUUAAUUUAAAGUUUAAGGAAUAACAAUUUUUUCUUGUGUAAAA